Molecule: messenger RNA, 2331 nt
Organism: Zea mays
Lineage: Eukaryota; Viridiplantae; Streptophyta; Magnoliopsida; Poales; Poaceae
Product: Phosphoinositide phospholipase C 2
Exons: 7
Coding region: 273-2093 (606 amino acids)
Biological process (GO): release of sequestered calcium ion into cytosol; lipid metabolic process; phosphatidylinositol-mediated signaling
Cellular component (GO): plasma membrane
Molecular function (GO): phosphatidylinositol-4,5-bisphosphate phospholipase C activity
Source: RefSeq, a predicted model, not a curated record
AAUAACUGCUCCACCACCACCACUCGCAUAUAUACUUAUAUGCAUAUAACAAACAAAGAAUCCAACAGCAGGCAUAUAUAUAUUCGCGUAUAGACAUACAUACGUAGCUCAAUAAGGACUGCAUGCACGCAAACGCAGCAGCAGCUAAAGUCCUAUUCCGGCAGGAGGGGCAGCACGCACAGGCACAGCUAGCAGCUGUCUGCUAGCGCGCGAGAGAGGAGAGCAGCUUGGAACCGUACGUACGCGGUGCGCCCACCCCACCGGCGGAUGCCAUGACGACGUACAGGGUCUGCUGCUUCCUGCGGCGGUUCCGGGCGGCGUCGAACGAGCCGUCGGAAGCGGUCGGCGACGUGUUCCGGGCGUACGCCGACGGCGGCGGCGGCUUGCUCGGGGAGGAGGCGCUGCGGAGGUUCCUGCGGGAGGUGCAGCGGGAGACCGACGCUGGCGCCGACGCGGCGGCCAAGGAGGUGGUGGCGUUCGCGGCGGAGCACAGGCUGCUCAGCAAGGGCCGCGGCCUCACCGCCGAGGGGUUCCUCCGGUGGCUCUUCAGCGACGCCAACGCCGCCCUCGAUCCGCGCCGAGGGGUAUACCAGGACAUGGGCUUGCCGCUGUCGCACUACUUCAUCUACACGGGCCACAACUCGUACCUGACGGGGAACCAGCUGAGCAGCGGGUGCAGCGAGAGGCCCAUCGUGAAGGCCCUCCACGACGGCGUCCGGGUGAUCGAGCUGGACCUCUGGCCCAACGCCGCCAAGGACGACGUUGAGGUUCUCCACGGCAGGACGUGGACGUCGCCGGUGGAGCUGAUCAGGUGCCUGGAGGCCAUCAAGGAGCACGCCUUCGCGACUUCGCCCUACCCCGUCAUCCUCACCCUGGAAGAUCACCUCAACCGGGACCUCCAAGCCAAAGUGGCCAAGAUGCUGAAGGAAACCUUCGGGGAGAUGCUGUACGUGUCGGAGUCGGAGCACAUGGCGGAGUUCCCUUCCCCGGACGAGCUCAAGGGCAAGAUCGUCAUCUCCACCAAGGCGCCCAAGGAGUGCUUCCAGACUAAGAGCAGCAAGGACGCGGCGGCGACGGAGGAGGAGGAGGGCGUCUGGGGGGAGGAGAUCACCGACGACAAGGCCACCGCGCGUCAGAUGUCGGAGCAGUCCAGCGGCAAGUACACGGCGGAUGAGGAGACCGCCGGCGCCGGCGCAGAGGAUGAGAUGGAGGUGGAGGCGGAGGCGGAGGCCGAGAAGAAGUCGCGGCAGGGGACGGAGGACAACGAGUACCGGCGCCUCAUCGCCAUCCAGCUCACCAGACGGAAGCACGACAUAGAGCAGGACCUCCGGGUGGACCCGGACAAGGUGACGCGCGUCAGCCUCGGGGAGAAGGCGUUCGAGAAGGCCAUCGUCUCCCAUGGCGAUCACGUCGUCAGGUUCACGCAGCGGAACCUACUGCGCAUUUUCCCGCGGUCGACGCGCAUCACUUCGUCCAACUACAACCCGCUGAUGGGGUGGAGGUACGGAGUCCAGAUGGUGGCGGCAAACAUGCAGGGCCACGGGAGGAAGCUGUGGCUGACGCAAGGCAUGUUCCGGGCGAACGGCGGCUGCGGCUACGUGAAGAAACCCGACGCGCUGAUGCGCAGCAAGCCGUUGGACUUCGACCCGAGAGCCGAGCUGCCGGUGAAGACGAGGCUGAGGGUGACGGUGUACAUGGGGGACGGCUGGCGGUUCGACUUCCGGAAGACGCACUUCGACCGGUGCUCGCCGCCGGACUUCUACGCCCGGGUGGGGGUCGCCGGGGUGCCGGCGGACACGAGGAUGGAGCAGACGCGGGUGGCGAUGGACAGCUGGGUCCCGGCGUGGGACCACGAGUUCGGGCCGUUCCCGCUGGCGAUGCCGGAGCUGGCGCUGCUGCGGGUGGAGGUGCACGAGUCGGACAACCACCAGAAGGACGAGUUCGGCGGCCAGACCUGCCUGCCCGUGUGGGAGCUCCGCCCGGGGAUCCGCUCCGUCAGGCUGUCCGACCACAAGGGCCAGCCGCUGCCCUCCGUCAAGCUGCUCAUGCGCUUCGACUUCUUCCCCGCCUCCGACUCCAACUCCACGCAGUGAUCGAUAUAUACUGUGUCUGGCAGCGCGUCAAUGAAUGAAUGAAUAUUCAGAGAAUUCGUUUUGUGCGGUGUUUCUGUUGUUGUAUGUGCUUGUGCAUAUGAAUGACUGAAUGUCUAUGAGUGAGUGUGUGAUUAUCUUCAGUGGUGUUGAUAACUAAGUGAGGUAAUAAAUUAAAGAUUUAUUAUGUUAAUACAAUGGACGCUGAUAAAUAAUUGUAAUUAACACGCGCUUGAUUUCA